This is a messenger RNA of Acanthaster planci (crown-of-thorns starfish), 1498 nucleotides long. RefSeq lists its product as uncharacterized. NCBI's taxonomy places the organism in Eukaryota, Metazoa, Echinodermata, Asteroidea, Valvatida, Acanthasteridae. The record is from RefSeq and is a predicted model, not a curated record.
UCUUGGGGUCUGAAUACGUCAUCCGAUCCGGCUGGUACCUCAUAGAGCAUUCGACGGGUAUAGCACCCUGGACAGGCGGGAAGGAUUCCCUGCCUAUAAAAAAGCAGGCACUUUUCAGGAGCACCACAGUAACCGUACAGGGUCAAAAUUCCACGGCAACUCGCGGUAAUAAUUGUCAGAUUUUGUAACUUAGAUCACGUGCGCAACUAGUUUCACAGCAAGAUAAGCAGCACAGUGCAAUCGGUACACAGAUAUACACAUUUUUUCUCAGCCGAAACAUGUAUCCAGCCAGGUUUUCUAUCUGUUUGUUCGCUUUUGCCUCGCUGUGCGUAUUCAUGGGACCAUCCGCAGCACUACCUCUCCAGCAAUUCCUGAAGUUGCACCGUCCGUCCAGAAGUGUCAGUGCGCUUCAGAGGCACACCUCGCAUUUGGCCAACGAGGCAACGAUUGUGAAAGGCUCGACCGACACGCUUCAUGAAAAUUACAUGAAUGAUCGCUUUGGACAAACCACCAUAGUCCGUACCCAGGAUUUAACAGCGCCCUCUUUAACUUUGCCCGGCACUUACGCAGUGGACGCAAAUCAUAUCUCGGACAGCGAGAUUGCCGAACGGCAUUACGAUAACUUGGUCUGCUACAAGCAAGUGCUGAUUAAGGUCAACGCGACAGAGCCAACGCACUCGAGCAGUAUAAACGACGUUAUCCAGAAAGUGAAACUCCUGAUCGCAAGGCUCACAGAAGUGCGUGAGUUGUUCAACCAGUCGUCCGCCGACCCCCAGCCUUGCUCCUCGGACACCUUCGAUCAGAACACAGAGAGGGACCAGCGAACCCUGUACGUCCUGCAAGAGUUCAUCGCCUACAUGUACCAAGUGGCCAGCGACUUCGGCGUUCUCUCUAGCCACUACCAAUAGCGCACGCCAGACCUUCGGUUCUCACGACAAGACGACAGCAGGAAGAUCUUCUCGUUUGUAGUAGAGUAACUUCAAAUUCCAACCUGAUGCGGAGUUGGGAUUUAAAACAGCGAAUAAGUUUACUAUAACAGCGCACCCUGCAGCCCAGUACUGGUAUAAAUUCUGUUUAGGUGUUAUUCAGAUAAAGUACUUCUGAAAUCUCCGUUGUUGCCUUUAGGAAAAAAUGUCCAUCAUGAUUGCUACAAGCUUAAAAAUUCAUUGUCUCUUAUUUUGAAAAGAAAUGUGUACAUCUAUUUUAAUGUAUCUAAUAUUUAUACCUUUUCCUAUUAACUUAUUGUAUGAGUAUUAUAUUACAUACAUUCCUUAAAAUGAUUCUUUUUAACUUAUUUAUUUAUGUCCAAAUCAUAAAUACACAAAUUAUAUCUAUUGUUUAAUUGUAACGGUGUGUGUAGAAUUUAACAAACUUGCAAUAAAGUGUCAAGCGGAAUACUUGUUUCAAAAAAGGAAGAGAGUUUUAUGAUGCAAUGUUCCACUGAUCAGCAAUCUGUCAAUCCAUCAUAUAAUGCGGGCCAUCAUGACUGAUACAAGCU